Molecule: messenger RNA, 1290 nt
Organism: Bufo gargarizans (Asiatic toad)
Lineage: Eukaryota; Metazoa; Chordata; Amphibia; Anura; Bufonidae
Gene: PIK3IP1
Product: phosphoinositide-3-kinase interacting protein 1
Exons: 4
Coding region: 102-635 (177 amino acids)
Source: RefSeq, a predicted model, not a curated record
CUCUGACGUCAGGAGGGGGAGGAGCGGGAGCUGCUGAGAAAAACAACUCCGAACAACAGCACUGACAGAGAGCGCCGAGCCAGAGACCCCGCGCCGACACCAUGUUCCUCCAGCUCCUGAGCCUGCUGCUGGGCUGCCAGCUGAUCUGCGGGACGCCAGCUCCUACACAUGAGCAUAAUCUUGCCGAACAAUCCACAACUCCCCAGCCUUCAGACUUCCGCGUGGAAUCCGCAACUCCCCAGCAAGACAGGUUCCAGCCUCCAGAUCAAGUCAAUGUGGCACAGCCUGUAAUCAGCAUCAGCGAGAGAGUCCAAGUCAAAGGCCGGGACAAGAAGGACCUGGGGACAUUAGGUUACGUCCUGGGAAUUCUCAUGGUCGUGAUCAUCAUAGCCAUUGGCAGCGGCAUCGUUGUUGGAUACAUGUACAAAAGGGGCAGAGAUCUAAAGAAAAAGCAUGAACAGGAAAUUGAGGACAGACGGCUUCAGAGGAUAAAUCUUCCAUUAUCUGCCUUCUCAAAUCCCACUUGUGACAUAAUAGACGAGAACACAAUUGAGGUGUCCAUCAAUCACACCCCUAACGCAGUUCAGGAAGGUACUGUCCCGCUAAUGGACAGUGCGGGAACCCCAGGUGCAUGAAGAGCCAUACAGUCCCUUGUGAUAUUGGAUGUAAACUGAUGAUUUGGUUCAGAUGGCAGUGUCAAAUGUGUCAUGCAUAUCAUCGUGCUGUGUCACUGGGCCGGUGGACUGUGGCAGGAGAAUUGUAUUCCUAAACCGCUCUGAGGACCAGGAGGGGUACCUCUCUGCCAGACAGCUGCAGCCACCAUACGGUUAAUGGUUUAUCCCUAAACCGACUGGCCACACGUUGUCAUGAAUUUGUGGGGGUUGUCAGUACAAUUUUACUCAAUUUGGCUGCCUGUGGCAGCUUUUCCUUCAUUUAUGCAUUUAAGUCUCAUAGACUCCAAAGAUAAAGCGAUCCAGGGAGAAUAAGCUACUUUACGUCGUGAAAGCGGACGAGAAAUCUGCACAGAUCUGAACAUGCGAGCUUGCACCACACCACCAUUCUACAUUUAAUGCCAAGCCCUGGCUGGUAACUCUUUCAGUACCAAUAGCUUCCAGUAAAGUUACCAUUGAGAGCUUGCUUAUUGGUUGACAUGACUAUCCUUCCUAUAUUAAUGUGCUGCUGAGCUGUAAAAAAAAGGACAGAAAUGGAUGUACAAACUGUAAGAAAUGUCUUUAACUUUUUUUUGUAAGAGUGUUUUCUUUCUAUAAAUAAAAAAAAAAUUCAUUCCAA